GGUGGUGGCAGUAGUGGUGGUGUUGUUGUCUGGAAUACCUGCCGACGACACACGCUAACGCAUCCGUCGCCGUCGCGAAUGGUUAUUGGCUGCAGCCGCCGUGUAUCGCACACCGCCGAUGCACGCGCACACCAGUUUGGACCGCGACAGAAACGCAUCGAACUAUAGCGCCUGAACUUUGACUACGCCAUCAUCAUGAAGUGCCGCGCACGAUCGUCUUCCGUCUCGUUGCAGUGGUACCUCGUCUUAUCGACCGCGAUCUUUGCCACUGCCGUCGCCACUUAUGCAGCCGCCACUGAUGCAAUAGCUGCAUCCAUUGGUGAUCCUAUGCGCGACGCACGUUGUUUUGCCAAAUGUUAUCGUCAGAUCGCCGCCGAACAGCCCAAAUGUUAUAGCGGUUGUCUGAACGAACGAUGGAUUAAUAAGCCGGGCGAGUGUCCGGUCGGCGACCUUGACAGCGUCGCCUCGCUGGACCGACCGUGUCUGGAGCAAUGCAGUUCCGACGACUUUUGUCACGCCGAGUACAAGUGCUGCCGGCACAGUUGCGGAAUAACAUGCCAGCCGCCCGUCGGCUUAGCUGACCACCGUCCAGGUUUACCAGAUGUGCCAAAAAUCGUUGCAGUAUCGGACUAUGGUAAGGCGCUGGCGGUCGAGUGGUCUGCGCCGUCCCCGGACACAACCGUAGGUCACGUCACGUAUUUGGUUCAGGAACGGCACCACGUGGGCGUGACGUACGUACCAGAACGUAUGACUAGGUGGGCAAUGGUAACCAGGAGCGACAGGAUACGUGAACAGUUCAGGCAGCUGCACUUGCCGGGACGAUGGUUCCAGUUCCGCGUAGCGGCUAUCAAUGAGAACGGAACCAGCGGUUACUCUCUACCUUCCGAGCCGUUUUUUAUCGACAUCGGAUCGCACGUCGAUCCGCCCGGGCCGCCGCAGGACUUGACGGUGUCAUCGUUGAAAUGGACCAACAAGGAGUACCAGCAGUGUGUGCUGUCGUGGAAGCCGCCCGCCGAAUCCGUUCUGCCCGUGCGAAAGUACAAAGUGUUCAUCAGCGUACGAGACGGACCGCACGUUUACCACAAACGGAAUGUGGUCCCGGCAGAUAUUUUGAGGUUUACAAUCAAAAAGCUGAACUCGAAUUCCGAAUAUUUUCUUCAAGUGCAAGCCAUUAGCGAAUUCGGAAGAAAAAGAUUCGCUGGUCAAAAGGCUUCAACAACCCUGAAAACCAAAGGAAAAAAAUUAUUAAAUCCUAAACAAAUCACAGGACUUAAAAUUGUGGUUAUUGGAAAUCCUGACAAACGCAAUUUAAUUAAUGCUAGAUUAUCUUGGAGACCAGUUACUUUGGCAUUAAAAAAAUUCCACUACACAUUGUCGUGGUCUUCAAAAGAUUGCAAUGACGAGAGUAAACCGUUAAGAGUAAGAACUCCGGUGCCAUACUUUGAUUUAUUUUCAUUAAAACCACAAUGCGAAUAUGUAAUAAUAGUUUCAACUACAUUCAAUGGAUCCAAAUACGUGGGUUCAUUUAAUUUUACACCUACUGUAUUGAAGCUUUAAAAAUUGAAAUACUUAUAUAAAUGUUACUAUAUUUAUACUUUCUAGAAAAAUAAGAAUAUUGAAGUAGCUAUAUUCUUGCAUGUGAAAACUCGUAUAAUUAUAUAUUAUAUAACAUUAAUCAUUAAUAAUGUUUUGAAUCUUUAAGAUUAUAUAAUUAAUACUUUUGGUGAAAUUAUAAUUGAAAAUUUUUAAGACUACCUAUUAUUAUUAUUAUUAUUACAGUAGGCCCCUACUGUUUAAUUUAUUAUUUUAUUUUUAACUACUAUGAUCAAUACAAAGUAUAUACUAUAUAGGUACUAGUAGUAGUACAUUGAACAUUAAUUUGUAUUUAAAUGAACGUUUAGGUUCCUACUACGAAGGUUUAACUAUACUUGCGGGGCUGUAAAUAGCUGAUUUGAUGUAAUACCUACAGUUCUUAAGUACACGUCACUCUUUAUUUAAAAUUUCAAUGUACAAUGUAUGAUUUUGGCAGACACGAUGUUUGUUUUUGUGAUAAUCACAAAAUAUAAUAAUAAUUAUAAUUCAAUCAUAUUUUAUUUUAUUCUACGGGAGACAAUAUUGACAAUUGAAGAUCGUACAUCUAAUUACCAGUUAAAUACACUGUAAAGACAAUAAUCCCAUCAACUUUUGUAUUUUAUUUUGUACUCAGUAAAUUGUUUGUAACUAUGUUCAACUAUGUUUUUUUAUAAGUUAAUUUGUUUAUUUUAUUGUAUUUGUAUUUUUUACCUAGACAUUUACGUGUACCUUGUAUGUAUAAUGUAUAUUAUAUAUAAUUAUUACUAAUAUCGUUGAGUAUUUUUUACUCAAUCGCAAUAUGUAUUUUAAAUUUGAAUACAAAUUAUAAAACCGAUUCACACUCGUUAAAAAAAAUCCUUUGAAAUAUUAUAAUAUUAUUUUUUUUUUAAAUUACUAAAACUAUCAUCAUCACGU
Molecule: messenger RNA, 2487 nt
Organism: Rhopalosiphum padi (bird cherry-oat aphid)
Lineage: Eukaryota; Metazoa; Arthropoda; Insecta; Hemiptera; Aphididae
Gene: Kal1
Product: anosmin-1
Exons: 7
Coding region: 196-1557 (453 amino acids)
Biological process (GO): neuron differentiation
Cellular component (GO): cell surface; extracellular region
Molecular function (GO): protein binding; peptidase inhibitor activity
Source: RefSeq, a predicted model, not a curated record